UAUUUUAUAAAUUAUUGUAUAAUCUGUGAUAAGGGCAAAGUGGGUGUAUUUCCAAAUAUAUUAAGUGUUUAAUCUAUGUGUAUUUCGGUCUGAAAGGAAUAUUAUUUACAUUGCCAAGCUUUCAAAUGUAACAUAACAUGUGUAUUAUAGUGGAAUGAUUUGAGAAUAAUGUAUAGUUAAUAGGUUUUUGAAACAAGCAAGGUCUCAAUAAUGUCUGCAGUGGGCGAACCUGUGCUUAAUAUAAUUGUUGUAGGCUUUCAUCACAAGAAGGGAUGUCAGGUGGAACAUUGUUAUCCUGAGGUUAUACCUGGUCAUCCGAAUGAGCUACCAGCAAGUUGGCGACAUUUGCCUGCUCUAGCUUUGCCUGAUGGCUCUCACAAUUACCAUUCGGACACAAUAUUUUUUAAUUUACCCGGACUCACAGAACCUGCUCACACUGUAUAUGGAAUUUCAUGUUUUAGACAAAUCCCUAUUGAGCAAGUGACUCAAAAGACAGAGGAUAUGACUAGAAGUUCAGUACAAAAGAGUGUUUGUGUAAUAUGUCGAGCUCCAUUAUUCGGUCGGCUUGCCGUGAAGAUGGAGCUGGUAGUGAGGGCAUGGUUUCUACAAGGUGACUUUUCACAGACAACACUCCUUGAAGAUGCAUACAAACAUUUAAAUAGUUGUCCUAUUCAAACAGAUCAAAUUCUUGAAGGUUUAUCAGUACAGCGAUUGGUUGAAAACUGGAGGCACAAAGCAUUGUUGUUAUUUAAACUUCUGUUAAUAAAACGUAAGGUUCUAAUUUAUGGAUCACCAGCUGGCCCAUUGUCAACUGUAUUACUUACACUUGUGUCAUUGCUUCCAAAAUGUAUAGAGAGUGGCCUUUCAAAAGCUGCAAAUGUAGUAUUAUCAAGACCUUUAUCUCCAAUACCUAUUUUAAUAGAUAAUAAAAUAGAAGAUGCCAUUGAUGAUAGCUGUGAAAUUUUUCCUGAAUCACUAUUAAAUGGUUCAAGUCAAGUAGAGGAAUUAACACCUAAAGAAUCUGGAAAUAUUUUGGAUGAAAAAGACAGGGUCAGUAGACAAAGUUUUGAUGAGGCUAUCUUAACAGAUGUGACCGAUAGACAAGAAUUUUCUACCAGAGAUAAGUGCCAUAGUAUUGGUGAAAAAUACAAGGUUCAAAAACCUGUGAUAGAUGCACAGCAAAGUCCCACUAUGGCUAGAGACAUGAGCGUUGAUGGAUUACACAGUUUAACUGGUCAAAUUGAUCAAGAAGAAUGUGGAUUUCCAUUUCCACUGUUUGAAGAUGGCUAUCUAUGUUUACCGUACUUAUCAUUGCAGUACUUAGACAUUUUAUCAGAUCCUGCUGUUCAUGGUUUCGUUGUCGGUGCAUCUAAUGUAUUAUUUAAGCAGAAGAGGCAGCUUUUUGAUGUACUUGUAGAGUUAAAUGAAAUGAGAAUAGAAACGGCAGAUAUGUUGCUCAGAAGGCAGUUGGCUCUUGGAACUGAGGAUCUCAGAUUUGCUGAUCACGUUGUUCGUCAUGGCGCAACUCAGGGCGAUGCAUGGAUUAGAGAUCAAUUUGCAAGUUACUUGAUAUAUAUGUUAAGGACAUCUAUUUUGCCAGAAGGUAGUAGAGAGAUAGACAUGUUCAAUGCUCAAUAUAUGGCUGCUUUUAAGUCUACACCGGGCUACGAAAAGUGGUUGAAGAAUACUAAUAAUGGUGAUGUCGAAGCUUUCAUGAACCUUAUUCCUAUGCAUCCAUUUUCUGGCCAACUCUCUGUAGCUGAUAUGAAGUUGAAGUUGGCACAUACGAUGUCGACGACGGAAGGCGGCAGGAAGGUGACGGCCGCGGUGGCGAGCACGUCCCGCGCGGUGGGCGGCGCGCUCUCGCAGGCGCGCGGCGCCCUCUCGGGCUGGUGGAGUGCGCUAACUGCCCCCCCGCCGCCACCGCCCCCGCCCCCCUCACCGCCGACCUCGCUCACUCCCGACCCGCCCGACGACCCCACAGACGCUACUGACAUCACUGUGGUUUGAUUCAUUCGUUCGAAGAUCGCGACCGAGUCGUACGGCGUCACGGAGGGGCCACCUCAUCAAAAUAAUAUAAAAAUCUGAUACGAAUCAUCGUCUGCACAAAAAAUGAAACAGCAGCAAUACAUAAUAUCAACCAAAAAGUAAUCGAUCUGAAGGUUGCCAAAAAUGUUAUAAUAAAUAUACUCUUGCAGGUAAAGGUAAACUUCAACUUUCAAGCGUAUUUUAAGAUCGUUAUCGUCCCUCUUGAAAUAUUCGUGAAACACACGCUUGUGGUUCGAUCAUCGCUCUUUACUUCGUGUGGUACUGUCGCGUAGUUACGCUGUCGGUUAAUCGUUCUGCAAAUAAUUUAAUUUCGCUGGAGUGUAGUCGUUUUCGUGAGAUUAAUUAAUGUGUAAUCGUGAUACUUAAUUAUGCACUUGUUAUUGCACAAAAAAAUAUUAUUAUAUUAUAAGUUAUAAAUGUUAUGCGUGUGAGAUCGGAAUGUGGUUAAAUCUGAUUUUUGUGUAACCUUUAUUAAAUGUGUUUCGUAAUUUAGUCUCCCGAUCUCCAAUAAGGCUGUAUUAAUUGUGUGUUAUUAAUUUUAUUUAUUUUAUGCAAUCGAAACAAUAAUAGUGGAUGUGCUAAUUUUUAUUUAUUUUAUGUAAUCUGUUAAAUAGAUUUAUUACUGUCCACAUAACCUAAUAAAUAUUCACAAUGCGGCCGUUUAAUGUUUUCGUGAAAAUUCAUACAUACUGCAUCUACCAUGUUUGGUGUUAAAAAUAUUUUACCAUAAUUCUUACCAAUCGAAAGAGCUAUGGUUCGAACGCGAUUUAAACCCUGUCCCUGUCGCGCCAUGCAACUACACUUUGUAUACUGUGUGCUUAGUGCGAGAUUUUAAACGUUCUCGAUAGCGUAAAAGUUAACUCAAUUGUGUAUGGAGCCGGACCAGCGCCCCUAGCGGCAAACGUAGGAAAACCUUCCAACUCCAAACAAAUUUGAGUUAACUUUUACGCUAUCGAGAACGUUAAAAAACUCGCACUAAGCACGCAGUACUUGGAACCGCGUUCAUCGACCCCCCAGUUAUGUUUGAGUCAAGUUGCAUGUCCGCAGUACAUAAUGUCAAAACCAAACUUGUAUUAGUAACCUGAUAUUGUUUUCUAGUAAGAUUAGAGUAGUAGUAGUACUUUAUUCCGUUGGGGCUUCGGGAACGGGUGCAAUAUUUCUCGUGCUCAAGAACUGAAGUAAUAGUUUUUUUUUCUUAAGAGGGAAGGUACAAAUUUUAAACAAUACGACUUUACAUAAAAUAAUUGAAUAAUAGGAACAAUAACUGGAUAUACUCAAAGGAGAUUUGUCGAUAAACACUUGAAUUCUGAAGCCAAGAGUAGUUUUUAAAAAACGGAAAAAUGCAUUUUAUUUUUCGUGACAUCGGGAGAGAUGUCAAAAUGCUCUAAUGCAUACACUGUUGUUAACAAAACCCAUCUUUGAAAUAUUAAUUUCUACUUGAUUUGACGACUUAAUUUGAUGCUGUUGUUUAGAAUUGAUUAAUGCGUCUUAAAAUAAUGUAAUGAAAAUAUUAAAUUGGAUAAUUCUUCAUAACACAAAACUGCUAAUUUAUUGAAAUAUGAAUGUGCUAUUAAAAAGUAAUCAUCUUAAAAAUCUUUAAAACCGGACUUUAAAAUCCGGCACAAAUUAUAGUUUUCGUAUCGGUUAUUCAAUAAUUUUUCGGAAUUUCGAUGCAACAACAUCCACAAACAAUUUGAAUACAAAUGAACAGUAUGCAAGAGCGUGCUGUCACUCCUCCUGUUCUUCCUUUAUCUUCCCCUCCGUCUCAGUUCGAUAUAAAAAAUAUCUUAAGAGUUUUGAUACAAAAAUCGAAUGCAGAAAGUCGCCAAAUUGCCUAGCUAUCCAUGGUCGUACGGCUAUGAAGCAUCGGUGCAGAUUGCAAAAUCGCUGAAGCUAAAAGUAUCGUAUUGCACGUCUUGGCCGAUAUGACGUGUCACCAAGUGCGUUUGUCUGUUCAGACUGAGUAUUAAAAUUUAUUCCUUAGGAUUACAUACAAAAAAAAAAAAGUGGAACCGUGCUCUCUAAUGUUUGUACUCUAUUUAUACGUAUUUGUUAUAGAUGAGAGAGUAAAUACUUAAUGUACCUUGCGUUGGUACUUGCCAAUUUUCAUGCAUACACUGCAAAGUUUGGAUGUAGUUGUGGAUAUACAAUAAAAAUAGUAGAAAAUA
Molecule: messenger RNA, 4217 nt
Organism: Bombyx mori (domestic silkworm)
Lineage: Eukaryota; Metazoa; Arthropoda; Insecta; Lepidoptera; Bombycidae
Product: late secretory pathway protein AVL9 homolog
Exons: 7
Coding region: 211-2010 (599 amino acids)
Cellular component (GO): cytoplasm
Source: RefSeq, a predicted model, not a curated record